UGUCGGACAUUCCACAAGUCCAUACAUGACGCCACUUUGUGCGGUCCAGCCUUCGGCUAGCAACGGUUGCCAAGGAGAAGUCGGACCUUAAAAAAACUUCUCCCGUCGUGAAAAUCUUCCAACAGAUAACCGGGAGCCGUCUGCCGUUCUUUUAACCAGAACGUUUGUCGGCUCACCUUUACAGUACGUACACACCACCGACCUGAGCUUCUCUCCGGUCCAGAACCUGUCCGAGGCUCGCUCAUGAUGUACAGCUUCAUGGGAGGGGGGCUGUUCUGCGCCAUCGUGGGGAACAUCUUGCUGGUGGUCUCCGCGGCAACCGACUACUGGAUCCAGUACCGCCUGUCGGGGAGCUUCGCCCACCAGGGUCUGUGGAGGUACUGCAUGUCGGGCAAGUGCUACAUGCAGACCGACAGCAUCGCCUACUGGAACGCCACGCGGGCCUUCAUGAUCCUGUCGGCCAUGUCCUGCUUCGCCGGCAUCAUCGCGGGCAUCUUGUCCUUCGCACAUUUCUCCGCCUUUGAGAGGUUCAACCGCUCCUUCGCCGCCGGGAUCAUGUUCUUUGUUUCAACUCUCUUCGUCCUGCUGGCCAUGGCGGUCUACACCGGCGUGACCGUCAACUUCCUGGGCAAGCGCUUUGGCGAUUGGCGCUUCUCCUGGUCUUACAUCCUGGGCUGGGUGGCUCUGCUCAUGACCUUCUUUGCAGGUAUAUUCUACAUGUGCGCCUACAGGAUGCAUGAGUGCAGAAGGGUGGCUGGCCCACGUUGACCACUUGCAAACAAACAAUGCAGCCCAACCGGAAACAUUCUCAUUGUCAAAUAAAGCAAUAGAAUGUUGCUCACGCAAUAAAACAUG
Entelurus aequoreus (snake pipefish) is the source of this 855-nucleotide messenger RNA. RefSeq names its product lens intrinsic membrane protein 2.5 (gene lim2.5). Bases 244 to 768 code for a protein of 174 amino acids. The record is from RefSeq and is a predicted model, not a curated record. Gene Ontology annotation, molecular function: structural constituent of eye lens. The transcript has 4 exons. NCBI's taxonomy places the organism in Eukaryota, Metazoa, Chordata, Actinopteri, Syngnathiformes, Syngnathidae. Gene Ontology annotation, cellular component: plasma membrane.